Messenger RNA from Ylistrum balloti, 2121 nucleotides. RefSeq lists its product as uncharacterized. Gene Ontology annotation, molecular function: transmembrane transporter binding. The coding region runs from base 1 to 2121 and encodes 706 amino acids. Lineage: Eukaryota; Metazoa; Mollusca; Bivalvia; Pectinida; Pectinidae. The transcript has a single exon. Gene Ontology annotation, biological process: negative regulation of calcium ion-dependent exocytosis; negative regulation of voltage-gated calcium channel activity. Gene Ontology annotation, cellular component: secretory granule; plasma membrane. The record is from RefSeq and is a predicted model, not a curated record.
AUGAGUAGCCCCACCACACCAGACCGACGUCAUUCGGAUUUUUACAUGGAAGAUGAAUAUAUUGGAAGUCCAAAACCAGAACCAUUUAUAUCUACAUCCGCAGUUAUGUCCCUUGGCGACUCUCCCUCGCCAACUGAUACAGCACCGUUACAUCGAGAAGUGGCUGUCGAGAUACAUCAUAAUGGUCGAGGACGAAAUGGAAGUGGCGGCAGUGUUGGCAGCUGCCGCAGUGGUCGAAGUGUUGGAAGUGAUGGUAGUGGAGGGCGUAUCGGAAGCAGUGGCAGUGGGGGUCGACAAAGAAGUAGUGGUAGUGGGGGUCGUCUCGGAAGUAGUGGUAGCGGGGGCCGUCUCGGAAGUAGUGGUAGUGGUGGACGUCUCGGAAGCUUUGGCAGUGGUGGCAGCAUCAACAGUGGUGGAGGUGUGUGUCAGAGUAACAAUGAGAGUAGGCGUCAUUCACUUGGUUUUGGUGGAUCGGUUGCUCCUAAAGCCGAAAGGCGAGUGCGCUCCCAUUCACACAGCCUUGACACUAAUCGAAUAUUUGAGAGAGUGAAUGAACGAAAAGUGAAAAGUUUUGAGGAUAUUGUUGAUUACGAUGUGUUAAAAAUAACAGAAUUCAAAGGACCAUUCUACAACACAGACUUCGACGUGAUAUCGGAACUUAAUUCACCGGACACGUGCAAAGUCCGGUACAAUGAUACGGGCAGUAUCGAGAUACUAAACGAGGACCAGCUGGACGAGAUGGAUAUGUAUGGAGAGCUAGACACGAUACGAGUAGAUAGUGAUGAUACGGACACAUUAAACGGCACGCAGAAGUAUCGCGAGCUGUGGAAUCUGCGAACAACGUUCGAGGAGGAGGAAGAAUGUAGUGAUACCAUUCGUAUGGAGGACAUGAUGUCGCCGGAUCAGUCUCCAGACGGAGAAGUGCCUAACUCAUACACCACAUCGUUUGAAUCGAAUACCGAGUCGGUGCCAUACGCAGAAUGUGUUGAGAAACGUUGUAGUCCCCAUAGUGGUGACUGCCCGCAGAACUCGGGCUGUCACCAGUUACAUCCCUCUCAUUACGAAAACAGGAGACAAAACUAUAAGAAUAUUUUAGCUAAGAGACUGCAGCGAAAACCCCCGAAUGCGAGUGCCGACAAUAGUUUUGAUAGCAUAGAGACUGUGGACACCGACGGUGAUGUAUCUGACACUAGCAGACCCGAGGUGACGACCACGUCAUUCGAGUCUACAACAGAUAACACAGACAGUACAACAGAGAGUCAAAACCACAAACUGAUUCAGAUGAAGGCGGAUAGUGGGUAUAAGUCCUUAGAGACACAGUCUCCAUAUGUCAAACGGACUCACAGUACUAGUGAGAUUGAAGUGCUGGAGGAAGUCGGCAGUCCUGAGCCAUGUGCACGUAUCUAUACACAUUCCUAUUCUCUUCCGGAAGCGGGAACGUCUAAAGAGGCGUACGGCCGACGGUCCAAAUACUUUGAAAGGAGAAACGGAAAGACCGCAUCAAAAAAGCGAAGGGAGUACAGUCGGGAAAGGCAGAUUGUACAAAUUUAUGAAAGCAUCAAUGAACCAGAGACAGAUUCGAGAUCGGACCAACCUUCUGGUGACAGUUUUGAGGAAACACAUACACCAAGUAAGUCGUCUUUGUUCUCACGCUUCUUUAAAUCACACCGGGAGCCAAAGGAACGUAUCAUGAUGCGAGACUUAAGUGUCGACCAGAAAACGUACAAAGUUUUCCAGGAGUUUGUUCGGUACGACCCUUCACUUGAAACAACUCGGUCGAGUCGACACCGAUCCCCGCGGUUCACGCGUCACAGGUUGCAGAGGAAACAUACAGAUCCAAUAUACUUUGAAGAACGACGACGUAAUCGGUUAACCCCUGAACUUAGAAGCACGAGUCUGGGAAGUGAUAGCAGUGCGAGCUCAGCGCGUCGUCUGUCGCCACAGGACAGCAUAGAGGAAGAGGACUAUGAUAAAGUGCGCGAGGCGGAGGAAGAGGAGGGUUGGUCACCGGAACAGGCUUCCAGGGAAGCCGUGGGCAGACAAUCACUAACAGUCUCAGUUCAUGACAUUCCAGUUAUCCACCUACCGGAGGAGGAGGCGUGUACCGCUGCUGAUGUUUAG